CAUGUAUGAAGUGUGCUAACCGAGGAUUAUCUUUUCUGGUGGUGGACAUCAUGCGAGUGAAUGUAGACAAGGUUCUAGAAAGAGACCAAAAACUUUCAGAGCUUGACAACCGGGCAGAUGCAUUACAAGCUGGUGCCUCACAGUUUGAAACCAGUGCAGCCAAACUGAAGAGAAAAUACUGGUGGAAAAAUUGCAAGAUGAUGAUUAUCCGUGGUGUAGUAUGUGCAGUCAUUUUUAUGGUAAUUAUAAUUUAUUUCUGCACUUGAAAAAGCAAUGAGGGAAGGCUUGGCACGGCUUGUUUCAGAUCAACCUCUUUUCUGAUGUUCUCUUACUGAACUCUGAUUUUUAAUUCCUGGUGACUUGGGGAGUUUUGCCUGUAAUAAUCCGUAAGCACUCAAUGUAGUGUAUUUGGUAUUAUGCUGUUUCCACAUGAAAUUGUACCAGCUAAAUAUUGCCAAGUAGUUCCAUGUGUUGUCUUAUCAUUGUGUCUUAAAAGGCAUCCACAGUGACCUUCAGAAAUGGUAAUAAAUAAAAGCAUUCUAAACUUUUCAGAAUCAUAAGAGAGCAGUUAAGGGGAAAGUCUUUUGUUAAAUGGACAUUGUCACAUAGUUUGUACCCAAAAUUGAGGUUUUAUGAAAUAGUAAGGCCCAAACCAUCAAACCUGGCAGCCUAAAUAAGACUAUUAUCUAAUCACAGAAAUAAAAGUGGCCUGAUUCAUCAAGAACACCUGCUAAUUUGGUUUUAGUCAAUGUGAGCAACAAAUGUUUAAAGAAUUUGAAUGUCAAAUUACUUUUAUUUAGAUGUCUAAAUGUGGACUCCAAUUUUAUGCAUCCAGGUUUGAAACUAUUUGGCCUGAGUUCUGUACAAUAGGAAUGUUUUCAUGGAGUUUAACUUUGCAUCGAGUUCUUUCCUAUACAAACUCUGUGGCAUUAUGCUAGUGUAUAAGAACCAGAAGGAGAACUGGAUGAGAAGCAAGAAUAAUACUGACAAGUAAACAAACAUCAUAAGUACCCCAAAAAUUUAGAUUAAUAAGCCAAGGUGGUGGCCUUCAGAUUUAUGGUUAAUGUAUGGCACUUGGACCCCAGUUCUGCAAACACUCAUGCCCGUGUUAAACUUUGAGCACAGGACUAGUCUUUUGAAGUCAAGGGCUCUGCACAGUUAGGGUAUGUCUACACAGCAGGGU
Molecule: messenger RNA, 1183 nt
Organism: Pelodiscus sinensis (Chinese soft-shelled turtle)
Lineage: Eukaryota; Metazoa; Chordata; Testudines; Trionychidae
Source: RefSeq, a predicted model, not a curated record